AGUGAUCCGAACACACGCCUUGCCUACACAUUUAGUUACUAAUUGAACAUCAGACAAUAACGACGCAUACGAACGAUGUUCAUAGCUUUUGCGUAGCAAAGCCGGGACUAAAAUGUACAGUAGAAUAGUAAUUGUAACCCUUUUAGUUUUAAUAGUUCAAAAUGUGGAUGCAAAAAAACAAAGGAAAACCAAGCAAACGACGACAGAAAGCCCAGCGCCACAACCAAGCGUAUUAACGUAUUCAACAUUCGGAUUCAACGACGUCACAUCUCGCGAUGCCUUCGUGCCGACUUCUCCGGAAUACCCGAAUUAUCACAACAAAUACAAGGAAUCGUCAGAGAAGUUGUAUGCUCCUGCCUUCCCAUCGGCGCCAGAUCCAGAUUUUACCAGUAAUUCACAAUCUUACAACGGAGAACCGUUUCCAAAUUCAGAAGGUGUACAACAAUCAAAUACAGUACAAUUUAAUCCUGCAAGUUUUUAUAGAUCUUCAAACUUUAAAUCAGAAGACACCAUAAAUAUAAAUCCAAAUGGGAACUACAAUAGAGGUUCAGAAAAUAAUAACAAUCCCGUGUACGGAACAAAAAUAAACUACAACAAUAGAAACAUUUCAUUCAAUGGUUAUAAUAAUUCUGAAGUAGUAAAUAGUGAAUCGUAUAACAAUUACAAAUCCUCAAAUUUUGAAAAUUCUAAUUAUUAUAACGAUAAUAAACCGUUACACGGAGGUUCGGUUAACUCAAACCAAAAUCUAUAUGAUUAUACGACUUAUCCAACUCAAGAAGUAGAAAACUCAAUGAAGUCUGCUCCAGUUAAUUCACAAGGUUUGUUAAAUUUUCCCAAAGUAUUAGAUUUUACAAAUCCCAAGCAGUAUGAUACAUUAGAAACUGAAAACAAACAUUCUCUAGUUAUGUCUAAACCAUUAGAUACAUUUAAUUCAUUUGCCAAUACUGGAGGUGCCGACACGCUUCAGUCUUAUGAAGAUAAAGCAAAUAAACUCAUUAAAAUGUCUCCAGGCUUUAAAAAUGUUUUAAAAAAUAAUGUCGAAACCAAAGAAGUUCCAACCUCUUAUCAAGGUUUUACUAACAAAUAUACCAACUCUAAAUAUAAUGGAAAAAGUAAAAAUUUGAAUUACGAUUACAAAGAAACGGGAAAGAAUAAACUAUGGACAACUGACAACAACGACAAGAAACACUCAAAUAACAUUUUUAAAGCCUACGAAUAUGCGAAUAAUUUUAGUACCACCAGUUUUAAAGCCGAUGACAGCGAACCCAAGAACCAAUACAAUUCUAAUACUGACGAACUGAUUCCAUUAAGCAGCAAUAACAUUGAUUAUUCUAAUUAUCAUUAUCCGCAAAAUGAUUAUUCAAAUAUAAAAUCUACGCCGGGCAUCAAACAUCUUUACACUGAUAUUAAAGAUGCUUUACCUCAAAAUAAUGUGAACUCGUAUAACCCGUCCGAAGAAUAUUUAAAUAAGUUUAAAAAUUUGUAUGGCACAGUACCAUCAUCAUCUACUAAUUGGGGUAGCAUUUUUAAGAACUCUGAUUACUCGUCCUAUAAAACACAUUAUAAACCGACACAAGAAGCAGAAGAAAACUACGACUAUGUUCACAUACCUAAAAGGCCCAACAAUUAUAGGUUCGAAAAGGAUUCUGAUAGCGUCGCUCAGGACUGGGCCGCUUAUAGCAAGAAAUAUAAUACAUUUAAUUCUUACAACCAUGAAUGGAACAAAGAAAAAUACAACAACAGAUUUAAAUCAGAGGAGGAUUUACUAGGAUUAAGAAAUCACGAUACCUCUCAUCCUUCGUACCUACCAACAUUUCAAUAUCAUGGAAACGAGGACUCUGAUGAAAGUUUUAAGGCAGCUGUAGAGAAAUGGAGAGAAGAUUAUAUAAAAACAAAAUAUAGAGAUACACCAAAUUAUGACUAUGAAGCUUCUGAAGUAAAACAGGUGCACUCCGUGAAUCCAUAUCAAAUAGAAGUACCACAUCCUGUGAUAGUGCCAGUGCCUCAACCUUAUCCGGUCCGUGUACCAGUAGCAAAACCCGUCGCCGUACCAAUAAUGCAGGAGGUGGCCGUACCAAUAGAGAAGCCGGUACCGUACCCAGUCUACAAAAAGGUUCCCUAUCCCGUUGAAAAACUGGUGCCCGUGCCUGUUGUAAAACAGGUACCAGUACCAGUAGUGAAGCCGUACCCUGUAGCAAUACCUCAAGUACGACCAGUGUUCCACCACUCGCGCCCGUCUGCCUAUCGCGAAGAGUACGAUGACCAUGACGAAGAUGAUUACUUCCCACGACCAGAGAGCAGCAAUGUCGUUUACAAACGACCAAAAAGCCCACACAGUCGUUUGCGAAGACCAUCAAGGAUGUCUCACCAGGAGCGCGGUAAGACAAGAAGACCGCAGAGAAGACCGAGUUCUUCGCGCGAAAGAGACCAGCGUCGCUACGUGAAACCGUCUUCAGAGUACAACCGUUACAGGUACCGUGACAAUGAGUUUGAGGACGAUCAUGAUCAUAGGGAUUAUUUUACAUAUUGCAAAAGAAUUGGAAAUUGCUAAAAUACUAUUAAGUUUUCCAAGAACAUCUUACUUUAGAUCUGUUUUUGUUUUUAUUGAAUUUUAUUUUAUAGGUCUCAAUUUUAAACAUUAAACCUAUACGUAUAUGUGUCUUAACUUCCUUAGUAGAACAAAUUAAACAAUCGUAUUGUCUAUUUUUAGAUAUCUUUUUGUCGUUAAACACGAUGGAAUGUUACCCUGCCAGUGUAUUUUUGUAAAUAUAAUAGCUUUUAUCUUGAAGUGAUGUACAUUAAUGUGCAUUUCAUUUUAAGUUAUUUACAAUUAUCAUUAUGUAAUUAUUAAAUAGUUAUAAGUUAGUAUUGUUAUCUGUUUUAAGUAAAAUUGAUUUAAAAAU
Molecule: messenger RNA, 2903 nt
Organism: Papilio polytes (common Mormon)
Lineage: Eukaryota; Metazoa; Arthropoda; Insecta; Lepidoptera; Papilionidae
Exons: 4
Coding region: 113-2551 (812 amino acids)
Source: RefSeq, a predicted model, not a curated record